GGUAAUUCUGAGGCCAACUCGAUGUUCCUAAAGGAUUUACUAUAAACAUAACCAAACAUAACCUAAAAGCACAAGUGGUACAAAUGUUGUGAUUCGCGUGAUAUGAGUGUGUUCAUUUCAAAAUUAUGGCGACCAAAAUUGUGACAUUAUUGAAAAUUAUUUUAUUUAUGAUAGUAAUUUCGAAUACCCAAAGUUCGAAGUUAAAUGUAGCCAUUAUACUGUUGCCCAUUUUCGACGAUUUCCCCACAAAUUUCACAAUCCAAGCCACCAAUGAUAGUUGCUACAAAUGGAGUACAACAAGGGAAGAUAUUAUAGAAUUAAAUCCUGUGGAUUUAAAUUCUGGAUUGGAAUGUACAACACAAGUUGUUGUCUCCACAGUUACCAAAGAGAGGAGAAGAAUAACAUCAGAUGUAUUUGCUGAGGAUAUAAACACAAAGCAACAAUUACGUUGUGUAGUUAUUACUGAUGUAAUUGAGUCAUUAGGUAUUGCAAGUACCACAAAGGAAUUGAUGUUGGAGGAGGCUCCAGAAGUUUUUGAAGUUAGAGCUUAUGACAAUCAAGGGAAUGAGUUUUCUACACUUGAAGGAAUUGAAUUUGAGUGGAUGAUAAAACCAUCUGGACCUAAUAAAAACGUUCCAGUACUAAGAUUUAUUACGUUUAAGGAUUCGCCAUAUGAAACGCCAAGUACGUUAAAUGACAUAGAAAAUCGUAACAAGAGAGGCCAUAAAGUAUUACUUGAGGGUAUUAAAACUGGAAUAUCGAAGGUAUCUGUAAAAUUACCUCAAAAAGAUUAUGCAAAUGCAAAAAGUAAUGAACUUCAAUUAACAGUUAUUGCAAAUUUAAUGAUUUUGCCGCAAGAAGUUUAUAUUAUGGUUGGCGAUUCGGCAGAAUUUCAAAUUAUUCAGACGAGCUAUGGAAAAAGCGAAACGAUUAAUUUAAGAUCAUCUCAGUAUUUCUUGGAUGUAGAAGAUAAGCAAGUAGCAAGGAACAAUAAAUAUGAAGGUACAGUCAAUUCAUUGCAAGUUGGACGUACCAAAGUUUUACUACAUGAUAAAAAUAUAGAUGUGAAUGAACCUGGCCUCAGGUUACCAUUUGCUAUUUUAAAUGUGGUUCAACCUGCAUACAUGAUGUUAAACCUUCUUCCAUAUAGAAACUGGGCUGCUUUGGUUUCAGAACCACAUGACAUAAUUGCUGAAGUAUUCUCAGAGGGUGACCAUAAAUUGAUUCUUGGACCACAUGUGAAAAUUCAGAUGCAAGUAGAGGAUGCUUUCAAGGUCAAACAACGAUCCAUGAAUGGAUCUGUAGUUAAUGGGUGGACGCAACUUGAAGGAACUGCUAAAGUUCAAGCUAUUUUAGAAAGCGCAACGAACCCAUUUACCGGAACUAUUAAAGUUAAGCCUCCAAUCCCCGCGAAUGGAGAAAUCAUGAUAUAUCCCCGUAUUGUACUACAACCAUCUGAAGUGAUUUUACCAUGGGACGAAGUUGUUAAACCCAAAUAUGAUAUUGAUAUCAAGGCGAUUGGAGGUGAUGGCAAGUUUUUAUGGAGCAGUUCUAAUCAUUCGCUUGGAGUUGUUAAUCAACAAGGAAAAGUCCACACACACUCGCAAGGAUAUUUUGAAGUGUCAGCAUCAAUGCAUAGAAAUCACCAUAAUCGUCAAACAGCAAAGUUUCAUAUUCUACCACCUUCUCGUUUGGAAAUUGUAGAGUUUGUAAUGGAAGCUGAAAUAGGUACCGUGAUUUUCUUGCAUGUUGCUUUGUAUGCGGAAAGAAAAAUUGAAGGAGAAGAGGAACCCACGUAUGUUCCAUUCACGAAAUGCCAAGAGUUACCUUUUAAAGUAAAAAUGAGCGAUCCCAAAUUCAACUUUAAUCGGGCAUUAACAUCUAUCCCAGUUGGUAUUUCGUGCGGUAGUCUUGCAAUAUUAAGUUCCGAAGUUGGAUCGAGUAAAGUAACCGUCAGCUAUUUGGGAAUAAAUGGGAAAGUGCUACAAGAUAGCGUUUCCGUAUCUUAUUACAAGCCGCUUUUCCUAAUGCAGCCAACUGGAACUAUUGUUCUUGCCGUCGGUACCCGAACGAAUUUAAUAUUUACUGGAGGUCCUCCGUCCGUCCUAGGCAUCGCUCCAAAUAAAUAUUUGACAAGCAAUCAACCAGAAAUAGCAACAGCGACAGUAACAACAAAAAGUUAUAAAAUGCCUUCAGAUGAUGAUUAUACAGUUGUAUCAGUUGUUUGUCACAAAUUAGGAAGAGCUGAUAUUACUUUAAAAGCAUCUAACAUACCCAACCUGCCAAAUUGUAAGAAUAAGGAAGCCACGGCUACAGUAACAGUACAUUGCAGCAAACCCAGACACAUUGAACUUCAGCCUGAAAUCAAAGUGGCAGACGCAAAAUCAUGUCCAAUGGAUUUAAGCGCAGAUCGCGUUGUGGUGGAAAGUAAUCGUGAUGUAGACUUAAUAAUAAAAGUAAAGGACGACAAAGGACGUGAAUUCAUGAAUAUUACUAGUUUCUUGUUUGAAUGGGAAAUAUCGGAGAAAAAAGCUGCCGAACUUGGAAAUAAAAAGCGUAUCCAAGAAAAGACUUUGUUAAUAGGAAAUGCUUUCUAUGCGGACAAAAGUUACCAGAAAAUAUUGCCGAAAUUAGAAACCGGACAAAUCACCAUUCUCGUCAAACUUGCUGGUUAUAGAAAAGACGUUACAAAUGCCAAUAAGGUGACUCCUGAAUGGCCAGCUUUCCUCGAUGAUGACGAAAAGAAAAUCGAAUUACCACCGAUAAAAUCUUCUAUCACUUUGUACUUGGUAGAUGAUACACUUGUUACGCCGAAUAUCAUAUCUAUGUACAAUCACCCUGCGAAUAAACAAUUUUUGGAAGUGAAACAGGGAUCGGGCUUCUACCAAAUUGCAUUGGACAAAGAAGAUGUAGCAGAUGUUAAAUAUUCAUCACAGAGUCGCCAACUCGAGAUAACGCCAAAGGGUGAUGGAAUAUUAACCAUAAAAUUGAUUGACUUGUGUUUGAUUUCGAAACCAGCUAUAAUCUCUGCCACGGUGGUUUCCGUUCACAUAAUAAGAGUAGAGAUGUCUGAUAAGGUGGAAGUUGGGAAAUGCAUCACGUGCAUUGUGAGGUUGUACGAUGAAUUCGAUAACUUACUGAUGGUUCCGAACUUGGAUUUGGUUGAAAUCAACCACGUAUUUGAUAAAGACAUUGCUAAAAUUGAAAAGAAGAUCAGAGAGGAAAUGGAGAUUGUGAAUUCGGGAGAGCUGCAUUAUAUAGUUACUGGUUCUGAAUUGGGUGAUACAAAGUUGGUAUUUUCUAUUGGAGAGCCAGAGUAUGAUGGAUACGUGGCAAGUGGGGCCAUGGAGCUACAAGUUUUUCCACCUUUGCGUUUAUAUCCACGCAAUAUUACUGUAGCUGUAGGCGCCCAUAUACAGUAUAGUAGUAGAGGAGGACCACAACCCACUCCUCAUUUGGAAUACAGUAUUAAAAAUCCAGAAACGGCCCAGAUCACGAAUAAUGGUAUUAUCAAAGGAGUGGCAGUUGGAAAAACCAGAGUAAUGGCAAGAGCUUUGGGCACAAACCCAACAACUGGACAGAGAGUUAUUUAUACUGAGGAUGCAGUUGAAGUGAAAGUUAUAAAACUGUCUUCCAUAAAAAUAUCUGGACCUUUGACUAGGAUGCAAGUUGGUGCUACUAUACCGUUGUGGGCGUCCGGUGUUCCUGAACAGAUAACACCAUUGAUAUUGGGUAGUAUUGAUCCACCUGUUCGUUUUGAUUGGGGCGUGCAAGAUUCCGAUGUUGCUAAAAUUACCGGACCAUUCCAACCCACCGGUGUUGAAUAUAAACCAUGCGACAUGCUUUCAAUCAGAUUGAAGGGUCUAAAUCCAGGCAACACAGUUAUAUAUUUAAAUGCAACAUACACUACUACGAAUUAUAAAAAGUAUAUUUACGCAUCAUCCAUCGAAGUGGAGGUUUUCGAUAAAUUGAUUAUAACUGAGCCAAAGGGAUUGAAUGGGAAGACCGUGUUCCUAGCACCUUAUUCACAAGUUCAAUUAAAAACCAACAUGGAUUCAUGGGGUCAUCUUACUUAUAAAUUGUACGGAGAUAAUGCACUAUCCACAACGGACGUGCAGACUAAUCAACAUUCGACGACAUGUAAUCCAGUUUCGGUAACUCAGGGUGGUUUGGUGCGAAGCUAUGGAAACGUUGGACAUUCGAUGAUCGUCAUAUCUUCCGUUGACACUACCGGAUUGAAACAAACCACUACCUUACCAAUCGAGGUUAAACCAAUUCACUAUAUGUUGUUAUCGAUCAAUUCCAAUUGGAUGGUAAAGAUGUCGAGUCCCACUGUUGUUGUACCAUUAGGAACGGAAUUUGAAAUCGAGGCAACAUUCUACGAUAAUACCGGAAACGAGUUUUUGGGCAGCAACAUUGAGAACUUGCAAAUUAUCACUAGCAGAUUGGAUCUGGUCAGGAUUAAGCGCGGAAACGAUAAUUUCACAUUCCACGUGUCUACUAGGAAAGUGGGUGUGACCGUGUUUAAAGUAUGGUCCGAAGGCGUCGAGAAGACCGCGGAUUACCUUAAACUUCAUGUUGAACAAGCAAUUGUGCCAUCCGUGGAUCAAGUUAUUACUGGGGAUGUGGUUUGUUUCAAAUCUCCUUUAAUUGGUAAAGAAGAUGAAGGCGAUUGGACAGUAACGGAUGUGGGUAUAUUAAAUGAACACGGGAAAGGUGUAAUAAUUGCAACAGGAGUAAAAGGUGGUCAAGCUUCCGUGAUUCACUCGUUACAUACAGCUGCCCCCUUGCAAAUUCGUGUCAAUCCUAUAUCCGAAAUUAUCCUCGAUGAUUAUACAGAAGUUCUUACAAAUGCUCCAGAAAAAACAUACAAAGCUCAUGUGUUAUUGCAGAGUCAACAUGUAAAAAGGAAGAACAACAUGGUGACUGGAUGGGAUUGCGCUAUGUAUCUUAGUACUCUGACUAUUAAACCACCAAUUCAAUGCGCAUUGGAAUUUGAUAAUAAGAUUAUUGCAGAAACCCCCGCCGAUGUGUUCAUUGUAACACCUAAAUUUAAUUUCAGAGAAGGAAAAUACUAUUGUGAUAUUGCUGCAACGCCGGAAAGUAAUAAAAAGUAUAAUCUACUUACCACGGAUGUUAUUAUGAAAGUGUCUGCACAAGAUGUGUUAACUCAAGAAGUUAAAUUGAAAUUCGUACCAGCUCCUUAUAUUCCAAACGAAAUCCUUUUGGACGAUUCCACCUUUACAGGAACUUUAGUAAUUAUGGGAUUGAACAGCGUUUUAAAAGAUAUCGAAAUAAAACCAGUUGAUGAUUCCAUCUUAAUUGUGGAAAGUAUUAAGGUCGAAGAAAAUAAAUUGACUUGCGUUGUCAAACUAAUUGAUUAUCACCAACAUUGGGAGGAUUCUCGUAAUUAUAUGAGCCUUGAGGUGCAUUCGAAACAGACAAAUCAAAUGGUUUUGGUGUUGGUUAAAGCCCAAAAUCCAGAUCGAUUCAUUAGACAAUGUCCGUUAGGUUCAAACACCUCCUUUUUGACUUUCCUUCAUACGCACAGGAUGACUGUAGGAAUUGUGGUGGCAGUUGCUGUGAUGUUCUUCGCAAGUUUCUUCGUUUAUUCUACGUACUUGCAACCAACGGUGAACGUAAAUGUUCUUUCAAAUCCAAAAGCCGAUGUUAUGAAUCGAAGCUGCGGCGCUAUUUACAACCAGAACUUGCACAAUAGAAGUACUAGCGCGAUGAUGAAUACCUCAGGUGGGCAACCGGAUCCUUGUUAUUGUACUCGGAGCCCAGAAAUUCGACGCAACAGAAGGUAUAUGUGAUUUGGCCAGAAAUGUGUUCAUAUAUAAAUUAAGAGUUUUCCACUAUUUGUAUAUAAUUUACGAGAAAUUUA
Messenger RNA from Nicrophorus vespilloides, 5887 nucleotides. RefSeq names its product nuclear pore membrane glycoprotein 210. Lineage: Eukaryota; Metazoa; Arthropoda; Insecta; Coleoptera; Silphidae. The transcript is spliced from 21 exons. The record is from RefSeq and is a predicted model, not a curated record. Gene Ontology annotation, cellular component: nuclear pore. The coding region runs from base 126 to 5816 and encodes 1896 amino acids.